Molecule: messenger RNA, 386 nt
Organism: Sphaeroforma arctica JP610
Lineage: Eukaryota; Ichthyosporea; Ichthyophonida
Exons: 3
Cellular component (GO): cytoplasm
Molecular function (GO): glycerophospholipase activity
Source: RefSeq, a predicted model, not a curated record
AUGUGUUUACGUGCUUACGCCGUUUCGUAUCUCACACGCACAGCCGGAAUGAACUCUGUGAAGCGAACGCUCUACCGUGACAUACCUUUCAACUAUCACGUGAUCCCCUGUCGAUGGAAAGAGGCUCUCAAAGAUUUGGAGAUCUUCCGCCUGGUCCAGAUGUGUGCGCCUGUGACUGGCGGUUCGUCCGUGCGUGAUUUUGUCCAAGAUAGAGGCCUCGAUAUAAUGUACUACAUGACGGCCAGAUUCCAAAAGUUCAUCGAUCAAGAAGCGGUGAAGGAUCUCAACGCAAAGUAUAACGCGUUCAUACAGAAGUACCCAGACUUUGACGGUGAGGUGUCUAUCCUGGCACACUCACUCGGCAGUGUUAUCUGUCUCAAUACACU